AUAGAGUCGAGCGAGCUCGGAGUCAGCCAGUCGCCAGUGAGUCGCGGUAACAGCCGCGGCGCCCGCGUGUGUUACGUAAAAAUCGAGAUACGUGAUAUAUGUACAUAUAAGAAAAAACGUUAUAUAUCUAUAUAAUAGAUAGAAAACAUAUACCGUUAUAUAUCCACCAAACGUCAUCAUCCACCACCACAUGCCAACAUCGUCGCCCGCCUCAACAUUAUAAAUCUCUCUCUCUUUCUCUCUCGCUAAAUUAUAUAAAUAAAUAUCUCUCUAUAUCUGGCGCGCGUCCCUCGGCCCUCCUCCUGCAUCUCAGCAUCGCAGAGCGUGGCAAAUUGAUAAAUUUGUACUGCGCGCGCACACGUGCAUUGUAACAGAUUAAAAAACAACAACAACAAAUCAGCUUCCACAAUCAGCGCAUUCAUCCUGUAUAAAUAUAAAUCGCCAUCGAAUCUCAGAUCAGCAUCAAAAGCAUUGAAAUCGACGCAACAAUCAACAACAACAACAACAAUCGACAGCAACAACUGCAACAGAGCAUCGUCGGUUUUGUAAAACUCGGCUCUCUCUGUCUCUAUCGCGCUCGAAUCGCAAUCCAUUGCAUCAAUUUUCGCACACGUGUGCGCGUUCCACUACUGUCACUCUCUUUAUAAACUGAAACCACUGCUUGUCUGACUCCAUCUCUCUCCUCCCCCCACCGCUCCACUCGUCCACACACUCUCUGUGUCUGUGUGUGUGUGUAAAACAUAGCAGUCCUCCUCUCGUGGCUGCGGCUGUGCUUGUGCAAAAGAAAUAACAAACACAUUUCGUGCGUUACGUGCAACGCGCGCGCAUCGCAGCUGAGAGGACUUGUGACAAAAAGAAAAAGAUCAACAAGCCUAUGCGUGUGUCAGUUAUUGUAAUAAUACACCGAUUAGCGGAUCGUUAUAUAAAUCCGCAACGAGGAGAAGAGCCGCGCUUUGGAUGAAAAUUUCGUGUGUUGUGGUGCAUCUCGAACCGCCGAUGACAGUGUGACAGCCACAGCUAACGAAAAUAAAGACGCGCUUCGCAGAGAUCUUCGCUCGCGGCGAAAGUAUUUGUGCCGCCGCAGCAGCGAGAGUGUCUCAUUGUCGGUGAAGUCGUCGAGUCGCGAGCGAUUACAUUAAUCGUUCAUAUCGCUCUCUUGCCGAGUGAGUGAGUGCGUGCAGCCUAUCGCAAUAAUAAAAUAAUAAUAAUAAUCAUCGACGUCGUCGUCGCCGAGAGCCCAAAACGAGGCUCUAGUGCCGCGAGUGAGUGUGUCUGUGUAUACAUUAAACAUCGUUCAGUGUGUGCGCGCGCUCGGCUUAUCUGCGGCCGCGCGCGUUAUCGGUAAAUAUAAAAUUUUCGUCGCCUUGCAACACAUCGCUGCUCCGAGAGAGCUAUACAAUAUCUCUCUCUCUCUCUCUCUCUCUCGUACUUGUACUUGGACGACGUGCACACGAGCAGACGAGCAACUACUGCCCGUGAGUCAACACAUAGAGUACUGCCGAUUUGAGCAGCAGCCCAAGCGGACGAUCAGUCGAUCCCUGUGCGAGGAGUAAAAUCAGCAGCAGCAGAACAAGAGAAGGAAUGUAAGAUCGCGCGCGUUUCGCGAUACAUACAGUGUUGUGUGCACAUUCGAUAUACAUAUAGCGAAGAGCCGUGCGAUCGAGCCGCGCAAUCGCACACUUCUGCUGCGCAAGACCUCGAGUUUAGCACACCUAUAUAAACACACAUACACACACAAUCUACGUUUCGUAUCUACACGUAUAUAAAAUUGCGCCCGCGUGUGUGUACCAAUACAGAUAUAAAGUCGCGCGAGUCUCAGUUCCGUGCUCAGCUCCGUGUGUGUUUUAAAAGUGUGCGUGUGCCUCACAGCAGCAGUGUCUUUAUCCGUGUGAGUGUGUCGAGUGUGUGUAUCUACGUAUAUAUAUAUAUAUAUACGAGUCAGUUCGCACACGCUUAUAUAGCUAUAUAUAUAGGUGCCUCUGUUUCUGUGUGAAUAUAUCUAUAUAGCAGUGCCGUAGUGUGACUCGAUCGCGCGCGCGCGCACACGCGAAUACUACCAGCCAGCUCAAGCACAGGCAGCAACAGCAGCAGCUCCGACAGUAUUCGUUGCUAGCUAUCCAUCAGCGAAUAUUCAGCAGAGCAGCAGCAGCAGCAGCAGCGUCGCUCGCGCUGCUUUAAAACCUCCGAGGCUCGCCAGCACAGCAGCGCGCAAAAUUGGCUCGAGCCAAUAGGAGCAAAAGAGACGGGGAUAUAGAGCAGAAAAGUCAGCAGCAGCAGCUCUCGCACACGGGCGAAGCAGCAGUAGCGACUACGGCAACAGAGCGCGGACUGCUCGAAAGUCCAAGUUGCAGCCGCAGAGCGCCUAGUCGUCGUCGUUCCUCUAUAUAUAUAGCCAACACUCGCACACAUAGUGUGGAGCUAUAUAUAUAGCGACAACACAUAAACAGGCGCCUACAUAUAGUGUGUAUAUAUCCGAGAGCCAGCCCCGACUCGCGAGUGCGAGGCAGUGCCAGAGAGGCGCAGCCAACACCAGUCGUCGAGAGUAGUCUCCUCGUUGUCGUCGUCGUCGUCGUCGUCGUCAACAGUGAGUGGUGGUGCAAAGAUGGCCGCUGACUCGGGUAUGGAGACGUGUCCGUCCCCGGAGAUAGCCGACUCGAGGAAACGACCACUGGAUUGCGACGCCGAGAACGGCUCGACCAAGCGAUCGCACUAUGGAACAGAUAGCAAUAUAGUCUUUAAAAAGAUGCGUCGGUUUCUUACAGGCGAUGGAACCUAUCAUCUCAAAGUGCUCGUGCCGGGAGUCGCUGCUGGCGCGAUCAUCGGCAAGGGUGGCGAAACCAUUGCCCAAUUACAGAAAGACACCGGAGCGAGAGUCAAAAUGUCCAAGUCACACGACUUUUAUCCAGGAACGACCGAACGAGUGUGUCUCAUUACUGGCAACGUAGAAGCUAUAAUGUCCGUCAUGGAGUUCAUAAUGGAGAAGAUACGAGAGAAGCCCGAUUUAACCACAAAAACUUCCGUCGACUUCGAAUCCGGCAAAGCAACGGCUGAGAGAGAUAAGCAGGUAAAAAUCCUGGUGCCAAACAGCACGGCGGGCAUGAUAAUCGGCAAGGCCGGCAACUACAUCAAGCAAAUCAAGGAGGAGUCCGGCUCGUACGUGCAGAUCUCGCAGAAGGCCAAGGACGUGUCGCUGCAGGAGCGCUGCAUCACCGUGAUAGGCGAGAAGGAGAACAAUCGCAACGCCCUGCUGAUGAUCCUGGCCAAGGUGGCCGACGACCCGCAGAGCGGCACCUGCCUCAACGUCUCGUACGCCGACGUGAGCGGACCCGUGGCCAAUUACAAUCCCACGGGCAGCCCGUACGCCCAGACGCCCGCGACGACGCCGACCUACCCGACGGCCGCGGCCGCGGCGGCUGCCGGCCUCAACACAGGUAUUGCUAAUCCAGCCCAACGCCAACAAUCGUGUAUAAGUAAGAACACGCUGAGUUAUGCAACGCAAAGUCCGUACUCGCGUGCAGUAUUAGACUUGUGCGACUCCCAGAAAGCGGCGGUGAGCCUACUGAACGGCGCCGGCCUCAGCCUGAACCUGAACCUGGGAGCCGCCCUCACCGCGGCCGGCCAGCAGCCCACGACGACAGCCAGCCAGCUGCUCGAGCACAUCAAGCUGAGCCUCCACAGCACGGGCUUCAACGAGCCCGCCGCCACGGAGAUCCUCACCGCUGUGGCGACCCUCGUCAAGUACAACGUCCUCGGCAUGGGCCUGGGCGGCAUGCCCUCGGUCUCGUACCUGAGCGCCGCGGCGGCCAACAACGCGGCCCUUGAAUCGGCCCAGUCGGCCGCUGCGGCGGCGGCUCAGGCGGCGGCCAACGUGGCCAACGGCACGAGCAGCAACGGAGGCGUGUUCGGGCCCAUCGGCACGGUGCCCAACCUCGGCUCGUCGUCGCCGACGCCGCGCGCCACCCUCGACCGCUACGAGCCCUUCGACCCGUUUCGACAGAACAGCAACGCUGCCGCCGCAGCGGCCGCGGCGGCGGCCAUCAACCUCAACAACAACAGCUUCGGCCUGGGCACGAAUCAGCUGUCACUCGUAAGUAAGUCGCCGAGCGGCCAGGCGGCCGUCGACGCCGCAGCAGCAAGCGCAGCCGCGGCCGCCGCGGCAGCCGGCAUCAAGGAGGGCAAGAAAGACAUUAAGAUUGCAGAGGUUAUAGUGGGAGCAAUAUUGGGACCCGGCGGUCGGAAUCUCGUUAAGAUACAGCACCUCAGUGGCGCGAAUAUACAGAUCUCGAAGAAGGGCGUCUUCGCCCCCGGUACAAGAGACCGCAUCGUCACGAUCACCGGCUAUCCCGAUGCCAUCAGAACCGCUAACUACCUCAUCGAUCACCAGAUCAGCGAGGAAGAGGCCAAACGAGCGCGCCACAAUACCAUUACUGGCAUGAUUCAUUGAUCGGAGCGCGUCGCUUCCAUCGACGGCUAGUCGUCACCUCCUCCCUACUCGCAGGCCCCCGUCGCCGUCGCCGUCGCCGCCGCCACUCGCACCCCCUCGAGCAACAACGAACGACACCCCCCCGUCGAGAGAGAGGAUCCCCGUGUCGUUGUCGCGUCAGUGCCGCUUUCCUCCCUCUCUCUGUCACUCUCUGAAUUCUAAUUACUUUUUUUCCUUCUGACUUGUCGCAUUCGUCGUCCACAUGUGUAUACUUAAACUCGUCGCAUCAACUAAUAGUCGGCAUGCUGCAUUAUCGUGUACACAAGCUCACGCUCUUUUUCUUCUGUUCUAUUAUACGCUUUUUUCUUAUAUCGUGUACUUCGCUGCGACGCUGCCGUCACCGUGUCGCAGCGACGCUUCUCUUUCUCUAUCUCUCUCUCUCUGUAAGCGCAGUAGUCAUCGCCGUCGAUGCUGCUGGUCGCUUCCCCGCCCGCUAUUCUCCGACUUGCGACUCUCUUUCUCCCUCUGCGGAUUGUUUCCGAACGAUCGCCGUUGACGCAAUCGUCGACGAAAGAGAGGGAGGGCCAAUUAUUCAAUUAGUUCGUCGUCGUCGAUGUUAUGUGCUUCGCUGCUUGUGUGCGCCGAACCGGAGGAGAGCCGAUCUCUUUCGCUCUCUCCCUCGCGCGCACACGUCUUCGUUGAAUCGACGUUGCGCAGCGCGCAACGGCAAUCGGUUUCUCUUCUGUGAUCCUCCAUGGCGGAACGACGCAACAGACGGACAAACAAACGAAAAAAAGGCCAGAAAAGCAUUCCGCACUUUCCAUCGCGCUGCUUUCGCAUCGUCAUUAUUUUCGCACGCGCAUCGAAAGGACCGCUGUAUAGUCCUUCCCGAGACACAAAAGCUUGUGCCAGAAUAUACGAGAUAAACUAAAGCAACCAUUUCGGUGUAACUUCAAACUGACAUGAAAUCAAAUGUACGAACCUUCGUCGUUCUUCGUUAUACCUUGUAGCAGCGGCUCUGCAUCUUUGUAUUUUGUUGAAUUAAUCAUGCUGAUCGUCGCGCGGGUGUAUGCGUGUUUCUUAAUUGCGUGCUUGGAAAUUGACUCGUCUUUAAAUAAAAAAAAUUCACGUAAGCGCCUCGCACUCACUGACCUUCUCAACGAUGUGUUCUCUAGAGUACCUAUGUGCAUCGUUUAAGCACGUAAUGUUGUAUAUUAUUUAAGAAAGUUUAUAGAAAAAAAAAGACGAAGGGUCGGUCUCGAGACAGCCUUCGGAAUGGACGAGUCAAUUUUCGCGCGCAAGCUACACCGUUAUACACUCGCGCACGAUCCUCUGGUGUAUGUUGACGCUGUAAUGCACGCGCACUUCUGUCUCGUGGCUCUGUAGCCUGUGUGUUGUUCACAGACUUUUUGUGGCCGAAAGUCGCGCCUCCUCAUUUUUAGUUUAAAACAAUGCUCUCGUCGAAGGCUCGAUUCUUUCUGUGUAUAUCGGCGAGCAAGAGAAGGAAAUGGAAACGAAGUGGAGCGCGCGCCGCCUCCUCGAUUGGCCGAGAUGGUAUAUAUAGUCAAAGAAACUAAUCGCGUAAAAAAGUGCAUGUACGAAAUUCUGAUCAUAAAAACGAGGCGAAAGAGAGACCCCGACACCCGUCGUCACCUUAUUCGCAGCAUCACUAUAGCGCCUGCAUCGCAAAUUACCCACUACAAUUCUGCAUCACCAUUCAUUUAUCAUCCAUCACGGCUCGUUAAAACGAUUUGAUUCUUAUUUCUUAAGAAUGAUUCAUAUAUAUAUUACCAUAAAAUAUUACAUGUUAUAUAUACAUAUUAUAUAUAGAGAGAAAUGAUACAAAAAAGAGUAUAUAUGAACGAGUAUAUACUACAAUUGUUCUGUGAUACACCACGUUACGGGGCUUUAUCACAAUAUUAUAAAUAUAAUUAUAUACACGCGAGAAAAGACGUUCACCCGAGAACACACGUUAUUAAUAUGAUUAUUAAAUAAUUAUUAAUUUUUACUAGUAUCAAUGUUUAAAUAACAUUAUUACUAUCAUCAUUAUUAUAAAACAUGUUUAUGAGAAGAUAUUUAUAAUUAAUACUUGUUCGUUAAGUAAAAAUCAGAGCAUCAUGAAAAUGACUAACGAAAAGUAAUUACGAUGUAUAGUAGUUGUAUGGAUACGAAGGGGGAUAAAAAAUAACGUAAAUAUUUAUUUUAAUCCAAAAAAGAUGAGAUCGUAUGUAUAGUUGUUAUAACAAUUCGAGCAUAUAGGGGUUGCAGUUAAACUGUCGCCCCGUUAGUAAUUAUAAAUACAACACAAUGGGAGGCUGCCGCGUGUGUGAUAUCAUUUCAGAGACGCAUCGAUUUCUUCCCGAAUUCAGAAGCAAAAAAAAAAAGAAAAGGAAAGAAAAAACAGAGUCGAGAGCAUGUUCAGAAUCAACGCACAGAGGCGUAUGUGGUAUGGUGUUGUGUGCGUUCGGUUUGUACAAUCACGUCCACGUGACCUUCGCGAAGUUGUUAGAUAAAAUUGCGCGCAUAUACGCUAUUAUCUAAUCGUUUUACAAGCUUCUCUCGUUUUUCUCACACAUACACACAAACAUUAACAUUAAAAAAAAAGAAAGAAAAAAGUAAAAAAAAUUAAUAUUGAACGCGGAAGAAAUAUAUGACCGUCCCUCGAGUCCUACGCGACUGUUAACGGCCUCCCAAGAACUUUUGACUUGUCCGUCAGGGGAAAAGCAAAGAAAAAAAUGAAUUUGUAAAACAUAUUAAUAUAUGUGUGUGUAUAUAUGCAUAUAUAUAUUAAAUAUAUAUAUAACUAAAGAAAUUGAAUUAGAAUAUGGGGGAUUUACGAGGCAUUGUAUACAGCAUACUGAGUUCCUCAGAGAAUACAUGCGCAAAAGGAAUUUUUUUUCUUGUUUAAUAAAAGGGAAAAAAUGUAAUGCGAACGAUUAUAUUAUAUAUUAUAGUACGAAAAAAUCAAAAGAAAAGUCGAUCAAGUUUGCAAUCGCAGAACUGAAAUAAAUGGCUUUUAAUGUAGAUAAGAGCCGACAUUUUUGAACGUUCCGUCGCUACGACACGAUAUAUUCUUACCCAUUUUCGGUCAUUUUCAUUCGAGAAACAUUAUUGUAUAUUAUAAAAGAGUCAAUCGCCGUUCAUUGUAAUACCAAAGAUAUAUUCAUUCUGUCAUUAAAAAAAAUUCGUAUAGGCAAAUCGAAGUAUCGGCCCUCGUCGCUCGCUGCUCAUAAAAAACAUGUACAUUAUAUUGUAACUCGUUGUUGUUUUACGCUAUAUCGAUUGGGACUGGCUGGUCCGGUGCCGUCAAGAAAUAAUCAUUCCGACGUUGAAUAUAUAUAAUAAUAAAUAUAUAUAUACUAUAUUUAUACGUGUCAUGAAGUUCUCAUGAUAACAGACAUAUAUAUAUAGAAAGAUAGAGCUUUAGUUUCUUAAUUUUUUAAUUGUCCAAAGAAUUUAUUAUCGUCGUGGAUAUAAUACAUUCAUGAAUUACGAACGGUAGACCGAUAUCGAUUUGCUUAUAUUAUAUAUGCGAAAAAAAUUAUAUAAGAUAUAUAAAAGCGCGCGAGCCACGAACGUUCAAAAAGUUGCGCGCAUGGAUACACUUGGGAAAUAGGACAGAAUUGACGCGAUUCCAAAACGUGUCUUGGUUUAAGAAAACAUUAUUUUUUUGUUCUUCAUCUUCUUUACAAAAAAGAAAAAGAAAAAAUCGAUCACUUACAUACCACACACGCUACGCUCAUCUCUCGCAUACUUGUUAGAUAAGGUAUAAAAUUGUUGUGUAUGCGAAGAUAAUAAAUAAUGUUUAUGAAAAAAAAAAAAAUAAAGUAAAGUAAAAAAUG
Messenger RNA from Trichogramma pretiosum, 8265 nucleotides. RefSeq names its product RNA-binding protein Nova-1 (gene pasilla). The record is from RefSeq and is a predicted model, not a curated record. Gene Ontology annotation, biological process: regulation of alternative mRNA splicing, via spliceosome; mRNA splicing, via spliceosome. Gene Ontology annotation, molecular function: mRNA binding. Gene Ontology annotation, cellular component: nucleus; cytoplasm. The transcript is spliced from 7 exons. Lineage: Eukaryota; Metazoa; Arthropoda; Insecta; Hymenoptera; Trichogrammatidae. The coding region runs from base 2603 to 4444 and encodes 613 amino acids.